AGCGCAAACACACAAUCACCGUCGCUCCAAUCGGAGGAAAAUGCCGCGCGACAAACACCAGCCACCAGCGGUACGCGUCUAUACAGUUUGCGACGAAUCCAAGUAUUUAAUCGUGAGGAAUGUUCCGGAAUUAGGGUGUGGUGAUGAAUUACGGAAAUUGUUCGAAGGAUACGGUGAAAUUGAUGAAUUCAUACCAUUGGACGAUGAAGAUUGCGAGCCAUUUACUGAUGUUUACUGGAUUAAGUUUCAUCAGGUCAACAAUGCUAGAUUUGCGAAAAGGAAGUUGGAUGAAUCAGUUUUUAUUGGGAAUCGGAUUCAAGUCUCAUAUGCACCAAAGUAUGAGAGCCUUAGUGACACAAAAGAGAAGUUGGAAGGUAGAAGAAAAGAAGUUGUAGCUAGAGUUAAUCCUAAAUUCAUAUCAAAGCCAUUAAAUAUCCAACACAGGGACCCACAUACUGUUCACAGUCAAACUCUUCCCUCAACAGUUUCGUCUAAUCAGGAUUAUUUUCCAUUAGAGUCGAUGAAUCAGACUGUUCGAUUGGUCAGGGAAAAGCUUAACAAGAUUGAAUCGGAUACAGAGACUUUAAAAGCCAUGUCUUCAAAGAAACCACGAAUUGACAAUAGAAGAAGAAUUUGAUAGCCAUUACCUCUUUUCAUCAAAUUCUUCGUUGAUGAAAAUGAGAAGGGCAUUCACGUCUUUUUGCACAUACAUGAGAUUGAAAACGAGUUCCACUUUUUUGGGUGGGACAAAAAAGUUGCAAAUUUUGUCCCGGUGAUAUUAGCCUCAGUUCUGUCAGACAUACAGUACAACCUCUUCUGUCAUAUCUUCUCAUGCAUAACAGACGGUUGUGUAUUCUUUUGUGAACAUGGUUCAAGGCGACUUAGAAUUUUCUUUGAAGGAAAAAAGUUAAUUUUUGAAAGAAGUGCAUGUACCAUUUUACCCCUAAUUUGUAUGCUUAUGAAAUUGGGGUUUGGUUAGUAAUGAAUUAUGAUUAUAGCCUAAUAGCAAGG
Lactuca virosa is the source of this 1011-nucleotide messenger RNA. The record is from the annotation of a GenBank genome assembly. Lineage: Eukaryota; Viridiplantae; Streptophyta; Magnoliopsida; Asterales; Asteraceae.